UAUACCUAACUACAAAUUAAUGUUAUAACUAGGUAGUAUUCUGUGUUGAAACACCCUUGUCCCCAGUGGCUUUAGGAUGUAAUUGGCUUUAGCUGGAGAUCUCACGUGUAUGACCGAGUUCCCUUGAGAAAGUUCGUAUAAAAGAUCAACCACCCUAUUCAUCAGCAUAAGUCAACUUUGGAAUAGCUGUAAAAUGAAAUAUUUUGGUCUGUGGACAGUUCUCUCUUUGCUUGCAAUAAGUGAAGGGCUUCAGCCAGAAUUACCUGUGAAGGUGUGUCAAGAUGAAUCUUCCUACGUGUCUUUGACAAGUACUCGACUGCAAGUCAGUACUGUUCUAUCCACCGUCACUCUACUGGAUGUUAUACCUACCUAUGUUAGCGUUACCAGUGCGAACUGUGAACCUUACGCUAUUACUCACACGGUAACGGUAUCUCGAUAUCAAGCGCCACACUUGGCUUACUCCACCCAUUACGUUACCCAGCUGAAAAUCAAAGAAAUGAAUCGUGCAUACACUUAUACCAGCUAUCAACCCGAAACAAUCAGCAUUACAUACUCGGCUACCGAUCUUGAAGAGCGCGUAACACAAGUUGUGAGGACAACUACUGCCAAGACUGUAUCAACAGUAUCUGUUGUGAAGACAAUAACCGCCUCCAUUACAACCACUGCAACAUACACUCAGGUCGAUAUCUUCAGCUCCAUCACAUAUUUACCAGUAUAUGUGACUACGACCAUGAGUAACGCCUGGCCAAUCCUCAAGACAGUUUACCAGACAGAGUACAUUAAAGAAGCAGUUGAUUACGUGACAACAGUUAUGGAGACAUCGACCGCAUAUCGCUGUCAUGACGGCUAUGACUAUUAA
This is a messenger RNA of Penaeus monodon (black tiger shrimp), 859 nucleotides long. RefSeq lists its product as uncharacterized. The transcript has a single exon. Lineage: Eukaryota; Metazoa; Arthropoda; Malacostraca; Decapoda; Penaeidae. The record is from RefSeq and is a predicted model, not a curated record. The coding region runs from base 194 to 859 and encodes 221 amino acids.